AUGAACGAAUUCCAAGCACUUCUGACGUUGCUCGGCAUCCUCGUAAGUGGAUUUCUAACAGCAUCAUUCGCAUCGGUGGAAACAUUCAGAAUAUUAUUCAAUACCUAUCACGUGUCCAGGUACACGAGAGAUAUCCACGAGCCAGAGUUGCUUGUGCCGAGAAGAGUAUUCGAGGACGGUAGUUUCAACACGUACUCGCUGCCGAAUUUCUACGAUCGUCAAGAGAUCAGCGAGCGCAGGAAGAGAUCGAUCGAAGAUAGAGAAGAGGAAACGGAGAUGGACAAAUUACACCUGGUGCUGCCUUUUAAAGGGAUCGAACAUCACGUGGAGCUCAGUCCUUAUCAUGAUUUCAUUUCACCGGACAUGGUGAUAGAAACGAGAGGCUCGGGUAUAAGGGACAACCUAAACGAAGCUUUGCGAUUUAAAAGAGUGCCGGAUCGACAGUGUCAUUAUCGAGGCUUCAUCAGAGGCCAUCAUGGAUCUAGAGCUGCGCUGUCUUUAUGCGAUGGCGUGGUCGGUUACGUGCAAACUAAUCACGGACGAUAUUUCAUCGAGCCGAUGAACGAUGUAGAACCGGAAGAGGAUGGUCAGCACGUUCAUAUCGCGUACAGACGCGAGGCUCCUCACGAGAAGAAAGAGAAUCAAGACGGUACUCCAAAACGACACUGUACCGUCGGUGACGAUUGGGAGGCGGCGUGGGCAGAACAGUUGGCCAAACGACAGAAACGACUAAUGGAAGAUAAUUCGAUCGGGACGAAACGAGAGAAUCAAGUCAGUUUCGGUACCCACAGCAUACAUCGUUACAUAGAAAUUGGAUUAGUCGCGGACAGAAGGUUCCUCGACUUUCACAACAACUCUGACUACGAGCAAUAUCUCUUGACGAUCAUGAACAUGGUGUCGGAUUUUUAUCACGAUAAGUCUGUUGGCAAUCAGAUCGACGUCGUGGUUGUUCGUAUGAUAUAUCUGGAGAAAGAGAAGGAAGAGAUAGAUUUGCUCAUCAGUCCCGCAGCCGAAGAGACGUUGGCAAGUUUCGCUAAAUGGGCCGACAAGAUGAACCCUAAGGACUCGACUCACCCGAACCAUCACGAUAUUGGAGUUCUCGUAACCAGGUAUGACAUCUGUUCAGAGGGAACGAAUUGCGAGCUGAUGGGAUUGGCAUACGUUGCAGCCGCCUGCGAUUCUACAAAAGCAGCCUGCAUCAACGAAGACAGUGGCCUCUUGCUUGGAAUCGUAAUUGCCCACGAAGUUGGUCACGUGAUGGGCUGUUCGCACGAUGAGCCAGCAAUCAGCGGGUGUCAAUCUCAAGAUAAGGACGAAAGUUACUUCAUCAUGUCGCCUAUUGUAUUCAUCUUCACGAUCAGAUGGUCGAGCUGUAGCAAGAAAUUCAUCACCAGCUUCCUCGAGAGCGGCCUGGGCGAAUGCUUGAACGACGAUCCGAAAAAUCCUCCGAAUAAGUUCGCUUAUCCAAACAUGCUACCCGGUGCGAUGUACGAUGCAGAUUUCCAGUGCCUGAUGAUGUUUCCUGAGUCGAAACACUGUCCAAAUAGCAGGUUAAGAGUGUGCGACAAACUCUGGUGUAAUACCAAUGCGAGCUGUUUCUCUCGCGGGGCUCCAAUGGCCGAUGGAACCAAGUGUGGUGAGAAAAAGUGGUGCAUUCACAAGCAGUGCGUGGACAUGGGCACGCGACCUACAGCAGUGCACGGGGGCUGGGGCAAAUGGGGUCCAGCGGGCACUUGCAGUAGAACCUGCGGGGGUGGUGUGAAAUUCACAGAGAGGGAAUGCGACAAUCCACCGCCAGCAAACGGAGGCAGAUAUUGCAUCGGCGAGAGGAAGAAGGUGGCCUUAUGCAACACCACGCCCUGCGAUCCCAAGAAACCCUCUUUUCGUGCGGUGCAAUGCGCGGCAUACAACAACAGGAAAGUCCUUUCCAGCGGUCUCCAUCAAUGGUCAGCAUACUAUGGUACCAACGUAGAUCCUUGCGCUUUGUACUGCAUUAACGAACAGCGCAUCUUUGUGAAAAUUACUCCGAUGGUGAACGAUUCAACCCCUUGCAAACCUGGAACGAAUUAUAUGUGUAUCAGUGGCAAGUGCAGGAAAGUUGGCUGCGAUUGGGGAUUGGAUUCGAACGCGAUCGAAGACGGUUGUGGAAUUUGCAAGGGCGAUGGUACUAAAUGCAAACCCGUACAAGGAUUCUUCAACUUAACCGAAGCGAAAGUUCGAUUCGAGAAGAUAGUGACGAUACCUAAGGGUGCUCGAGGCAUACACGUCGAAGAACUAAAGGACCAUCGUAACACAUUGGCAGUGAGAUACGAGAAAAAAGACGUUUAUUGCUUAAACGGGGACAUGUCCGAGGCAAGAAGCGGUGACUACGAUUGUGCGGGUGCUCUACUUAUCUAUCAGCAUCCCGAACCACACAGAGAAGAAAUUCUGAUAAAAGGACCUAUUACAGAGGAUAUUCGUAUAGAAUACCUGUUCCAUAUCGUGGACAGCAAUCCUGGGGUCCGUUAUGUAUAUUACGUGUCGUCCACUGAUCCGUCAUAUACGCCGAAAUACAUGUGGGAUUUCAUGGAGUGGUCCGACUGUAACGCUAAAUGCGGUGGCGGCACAAUGAUUUCUGAAGCAACGUGCAGCGAAGAACACGGUGGCAAAGUGAGUCCCACUUUCUGCAAAGACAUACCGAAACCAGAUCCUAAAAGCCGCAUUUGCAAUCCAAAUCCUUGCCCAGCAAAGUGGAGAGUGAGCCAGUGGAGCAAGUGCAGUGCCUGCGACGACAAGAAGGGAACCAGGCAUCGUAAAGUGCAGUGCGUGAAGCCUGCAGCUCGCGAAGGCGACGACGACGUCCAGGCAAACUUCAACGCGUGCAAAGGUCGCGUGCCGAAGCAGCAAGAAGAGUGCAUCGGUAAGAGACCGUGCAAGAAGACCUGCGCGAAGAAGACCCGGGACGCGGACGAGAAUGUCGAAACGGAAAGGGGAAAGCAAUUGAUACCGGAGGAAAAGCAAUCGAGGAUGAUCGACAAGUUCGUAGAUUUGAGUUUGGCACGGUACCUGGCGAAAUCACACGGCGACGUGCCGAUCGAGGCAAACGAAUUCGAUAGGACAGGGGACCUAGCCGAUUUCCGGCAGCUCCUGCGCGACUGGUCGAUCGUGGACGAGGAGAAGAAGAAACGUGGCACCUGCGACAAGGACUUAACCACGCCGCAACCAGGCUCGAUCAUCAAGGACUCGGUGCCGAUUGGAAACGUUGUGCUGGAGGAGGUACCGUACAUUGAGGAGAGCCUUCAGGCGAAUCUGUCGGACAAGGCUUUCCAGCAAUCCGGCGACCUGAUCGGUGCCAGUAUCGAUACUUCUCGCGAGAAGGUAUACAAGGGCGCGAAAGCUGUCGCAAUGAUCGAGCAACUGGCUGGUCAUCGAGAGACUACGCCUCUGGUUCGCACCACCAAUCAAAGCAACACUUAG
Messenger RNA from Osmia bicornis bicornis, 3456 nucleotides. RefSeq names its product A disintegrin and metalloproteinase with thrombospondin motifs 7-like. Gene Ontology annotation, cellular component: extracellular matrix. Lineage: Eukaryota; Metazoa; Arthropoda; Insecta; Hymenoptera; Megachilidae. Gene Ontology annotation, molecular function: metalloendopeptidase activity. The record is from RefSeq and is a predicted model, not a curated record. Bases 1 to 3456 code for a protein of 1151 amino acids. Gene Ontology annotation, biological process: extracellular matrix organization; proteolysis. The transcript is spliced from 18 exons.